Messenger RNA from Racocetra fulgida, 178 nucleotides. NCBI's taxonomy places the organism in Eukaryota, Fungi, Glomeromycota, Glomeromycetes, Diversisporales, Gigasporaceae. The record is from the annotation of a GenBank genome assembly.
AUGAAUCCAAUAUCUCAACCUGAUAUUAAGUGGAGUUUUAUUUCUGCUAAUGAUAAGAUCAAAGCAACACAAAUUAUCUUGUCGAAUUACCAAAAUUCAAAGUAUACUAGCAGAUCUAUAAGCAUCAAAGAGAUUAGACUAGUAUAUGAAUCAGCUAAAUUCAGAGGUAAUUUUCUAG